UUCUCUCACUUAGAGAAAGGUCUUUCCUCUUCAAAUCUUUCAGGUUUUUGUGGGAUCUUAGUUCCCCAACCAGGGACCGAGCACGUGCCCCCUGCAGUGGAAGCCUAAAGUCAACCACUGGGCGGCCAGGGAAGUUGCAUUAGGUGUUACUCUGGGAGGAGAAGCUGCCAAGGGCCUGAUUUUGGUGGGGAGGGACCCACCUGGGGCAGUGCGGGGGACGUCAGUAGGGAGCCGCGGGCCUGGCUCUAUUUAUGAAAGGAACGAGAGGCCGAAGUCCAGGAAGGUGUGCAGGGAGAGAGCAACCCGGUCUCUGGGCCCCUCCCCCGACCGUGAUCUCCAGGCGCCCCUGCCCUUUGAGCCCCGGGGCGUCUCGGGCGCUGGCACACUCGCCCCGGCCGCUGCGGGGACCAGCGGAGCGGGCGGAAUGCUGCGGCUGCUGGCGUCCGGCUGCGCCCGGGGCCUGGGGGGCGGCGCGGGCGCGCGGGGGCUGGUUCCUGGGGGCCGCGCGCGUCCUACCGCGGGGCUCUGCGACCCCGGCAGCAGCCAGAGCCGCCAGGCCUCCGACGCCCCCCGGAACCAACCUCCCAGCUCCGAGUUCGUGGCCCGGUCGGUGGGCAUCUGCUCCAUGAUGCGGCUGCCGGUGCAGGCCUCCCCCGAGGGGCUGGAUGCCGCCUUCAUCGGGGUGCCGCUGGACAUUGGGACCUCCAACAGGCCCGGGGCGAGAUUUGGACCCCGACGGAUCCGCGAAGAAUCAGUGCUGCUUCGGACAGCCAACCCUAGCACAGGAGCCCUCCCCUUCCAGUCCCUCAUGGUUGCAGACCUAGGCGAUGUGAAUGUCAAUCUUUACAACCUUCAGGACAGCUGCCGCCUAAUUCGAGAGGCCUAUCAGAAAAUUGUCGCAGCUGGCUGUAUUCCUCUGACCUUGGGUGGAGAUCACACAAUCACCUAUCCUAUAUUGCAAGCGAUGGCAGAAAAGCACGGGCCUGUGGGGCUGGUGCACGUGGACGCACACAUGGACACGGCGGACCAGGCCCUGGGUGAGAAGCUCUAUCACGGGACGCCCUUCCGCCGGUGCGUGGACGACGGACUCCUGGACUGUGAGCGCGUGGUACAGAUCGGCAUCCGGGGCUCUUCCAUGACCUUGGAUACCUACAGAUACAGCCGGAGCCAGGGCUUCCGGGUGGUCCUGGCUGAAGACUGCUGGAUGAAGUCACUGGUUCCUCUGAUGGGAAAAGUGAGGCAGCAGAUGGGAGUCAGACCCAUUUAUAUCAGCUUUGAUAUCGACGGCUUGGACCCUGCCUAUGCCCCAGGGACAGGGACACCCGAAAUUGCUGGUCUCACUCCUAGUCAGGCUCUGGAGAUCAUCCGGGGGUGUCAAGGCCUGAACGUGGUGGGUUGUGAUCUUGUGGAGGUUUCACCGCCGUACGAUCCUUCUGGAAACACAGCCCUCGUGGCGGCUAACCUGCUGUUUGAAAUGCUGUGUGUUCUCCCCAAAGUGACAGUCGCCUGAAUCUUGUGCUACGAUGUUCAAGAUAAAACAAGAGCUUGCCUGGAUGACAAAUGCUCCAGAAGAACUUACGUGCAAGCAAUCUGAGUACUAAAGAGUUUAUGCCAAUAAAACGUUCUGCUCACAGUGUCA
This is a messenger RNA of Kogia breviceps (pygmy sperm whale), 1639 nucleotides long. RefSeq names its product agmatinase (putative) (gene AGMAT). Lineage: Eukaryota; Metazoa; Chordata; Mammalia; Artiodactyla; Physeteridae. Gene Ontology annotation, molecular function: agmatinase activity; metal ion binding. The record is from RefSeq and is a predicted model, not a curated record.